This is a messenger RNA of Pocillopora verrucosa, 2328 nucleotides long. The record is from RefSeq and is a predicted model, not a curated record. Lineage: Eukaryota; Metazoa; Cnidaria; Anthozoa; Scleractinia; Pocilloporidae.
AUGAGUGACGCUGCAAAAAUCCUAAAAUCAGUCCAGAUAGGUUUAAACGUCGUCAUAUUUCUUCUGAACACUGAUCGUGGCCUACGAGCGACUGAGUUAUGUAAUGAAUGUGUGAUCCUACUUCACAACCUUGACUCUGGUAGUCACCUUGAAAUCUCCGAUGUACUAUUCAAUGCGUACUACGCCAUCUCUGGUUACACAGAUGCAGAAAGACAUGCCACCAAACUUCUUGACAAAUUUAACCAUGCUUGGACACUAAUCAUGGAAGUAGGAGACAUAUGUAACACACAAAGCCGGUUUGUAGAGGCAAAGCAACUCUUUAAAGGCGCACUCACUAUCAUGAAAACAAUUGGUCACAAAAGAAAAGAAGCACUGGCUCAUGGAAGACUCGGAAAUGUCUGUACUAGCCUUGGAGAAUAUCAGAAUGCUAAAGAAUAUCACGAGAAAGCACUUGCCAUCGCGAUAGAAAUUGGCGACAGAAAAGGAGAAGGAACAACAUACGGGAACCUCGGAAGUGUGUUUCAUUCCCUUGGCGAAUAUCAGAAUGCUAAAGAAUAUCACGAGAAAGCACUUGCCAUCGCGAUAGAAAUUGGCGACAGAAAAGGAGAAGGAACAACAUACGGGAACCUCGGAAGUGUGUUUCAUUCCCUUGGCGAAUAUCAGAAUGCUAAAGAAUAUCACGAGAAAGCACUUGCCAUCGCGAUAGAAAUUGGCGACAGAAAAGGAGAAGGAACAACAUACGGGAACCUCGGAAGUGUGUUUCAUUCCCUUGGCGAAUAUCAGAAUGCUAAAGAAUAUCACGAGAAAGCACUUGCCAUCGCGAUAGAAAUUGGCGAUAGACGAGAAGGAACAACAUACGGGAACCUCGGAAGUGUGUUUCAUUCCCUUGGCGAAUAUCAGAAUGCUAAAGAAUAUCACGAGAAAGCACUUGCCAUCGCGAUAGAAAUUGGCGACAGAAAAGGAGAAGGAACAACAUACGGGAACCUCGGAAAUGUGUUUGAUUCCCUUGGCGAAUAUCAGAAUGCUAAAGAAUAUCACGAGAAAGCACUUGCCAUCGCGAUAGAAAUUGGCGACAGAAAAGGAGAAGGAACAACAUACGGGAACCUCGGAAGUGUGUUUCAUUCCCUUGGCGAAUAUCAGAAUGCUAAAGAAUAUCACGAGAAAGCACUUGCCAUCGCGAUAGAAAUUGGCCACAGAGGAGGAGAAGGAACAACAUACGGGAACCUCGGAUGUGUGUUUGAUUCCCUUGGCGAAUAUCAGAAUGCUAAAGAAUAUCACGAGAAAGCACUUGCCAUCGCGAUAGAAAUUGGCGACAGAGCAGGAGAAGGAACAACAUACGGGAACCUCGGAAUUGUGUUUCAUUCCCUUGGCGAAUAUCAGAAUGCUAAAGAAUAUCACGAGAAAGCACUUGCCAUCGCGAUAGAAAUUGGCGACAGAAAAGGAGAAGGAAGAACAUACGGGAACCUCGGAAGUGUGUUUGAUUCCCUUGGCGAAUAUCAGAAUGCUAAAGAAUAUCACGAGAAAGCACUUGCCAUCGCGAUAGAAAUUGGCGACAGAGAAGGAGAAGGAACAACAUACGGGAACCUCGGAAGUGUGUUUGAUUCCCUUGGCGAAUAUCAGAAUGCUAAAGAAUAUCACGAGAAAGCACUUGCCAUCGCGAUAGAAAUUGGCGACAGAAAAGGAGAAGGAACAACAUACGGGAACCUCGGAAAUGUGUUUCAUUCCCUUGGCGAAUAUCAGAAUGCUAAAGAAUAUCACGAGAAAGCACUUGCCAUCGCGAUAGAAAUUGGCGACAGAAAAGGAGAAGGAACAACAUACGGGAACCUCGGAACUGUGUUUGAUUCCCUUGGCGAAUAUCAGAAUGCUAAAGAAUAUCACGAGAAAGCACUUGCCAUCGCGAUAGAAAUUGGCGACAGAAAAGGAGAAGGAACAACAUACGGGAACCUCGGAAAUAAAGCACUUGCCAUCGCGAUAGAUAUUGGCGACAGAAGAAGCGAAGGUACAGCAUACUUAAAACUUGGAGUGGUGUACCACAUUCUUAAUAAAAAUCGGCAAGCUAAAGAACAUUUGGACAAAGCAGUCGGCGUCAGUAUUGCAAUUGGUGACAGAGAACUGGAAGCAAUGGCUAUUGUAAAUUUGGCAAGUGUCUCUGAUUCUGUAAAUGACAGUCAGAAGGCAAAAGAACUUUGUGAGAAGGCGCUUACAAUCAGCAGAGAAUGUGGCAAUAGAAGUGCGAAGUACAACUAUACCUACAGGUUGGAAGUCUAUCCCAAUCGUUUGGUGAAUAUGAUAAGGCAGCAUAUUAUUUACAGAAAGCUUGUUCCAUAA